AUGCGUAUCGCCGAAGUCUACAAAUCGAUCCAAGGCGAAGGCCUCCUCACUGGGACGCCCUCCGUCUUCGUGCGCGCAAGCGGCUGCAACUUGCGGUGCUGGUUCUGCGACACGCCGCAUGCCUCGUGGGCGCCAGAGGGGCGGGACCUCUCGGUCGAUGAGAUCGUCGCCCAGGUCGAAGAGUGGGACUGUCGCCAUGUCGUCCUCACCGGCGGCGAGCCGAUGCUGUUCGCCGAGCUGAUACCGCUCUGCGAGCGAUUGCGACGCAUCCGACGCCAUGUGACGAUCGAGACGGCCGGCACGCUCUUCCUGCCGGUGACGUGCAACCUGAUUUCGAUCAGCCCCAAGCUCUCCGGCUCAACGCCCGACCCCGAACGCCACGCCCACUGGGCCCGCCGCCACGAACGCUCGCGCCUACGGACCGACAUCGUCCGCCGCUUGGUGGCCCGGCACGUGUACCAACUGAAGUUCGUCAUCGACGUGCCCGACGAGCUGCCCGAGGUCGAGGAGUUCCUCAACGACAUCGGCGAAGUCGAUCCCGAACGCGUCCUGCUCAUGCCGCAAGGCGUGACGCCCGCCGAACUAGACCAGCGCGCCGCGUGGCUCAAGCCCUACUGCGAAAAGCAGGGUUACACCUACUGCCCCCGCAAACAGAUUGAAUGGUUCGGCGCAACGCGCGGCACGUGA
Molecule: messenger RNA, 687 nt
Organism: Symbiodinium sp. CCMP2456
Lineage: Eukaryota; Dinophyceae; Suessiales; Symbiodiniaceae
Source: the annotation of a GenBank genome assembly